UGCUGAUCGCAGCACAGAAGGGAAGGAGUAUCCUAACAACCAACAAAACACUACACUUUCAAAGAGAUCCACUCGGCUCAGGAGCUAACCUUAUUGUUGGCUAUCAAUUCCUCUGCAACUGAAGCCACACAUACACACGGUCGGAUGCUGGAUUUAUCCAUUCAAGGGCAUGCUUAACCAACUGGAUUACACCCCAUUAUUAUUUUUGCUGCUCCAGACUGGGGGUUUUGCUUAAAAGAAGAUCAGAAUCUUUUAUGUGUGAUUUGUUGUAAAUUUUUAUACUUUUUUUUGAUUAUUGCUCAUUUUAUCCGAGCUGCGCAUCAAUUUUGGGAGUAAUAUUGAUUUCCAACGGACUUUUGGAAGCAAGGCAAGGAGAUGAAGGUGGAUCCUAUUCGCAUCUUUGGCUUGACGUUUCUCUUAAUACUUGUGAAGCAGGUAUCUAGCUCCGGGGUCUUCCAGCUGGAACUUCAUGAGUUUAUCAAUACCAAUGGGAUGUUGGUGAAUGGAAAGUCCUGUUUACCCAACUGCAGGACCUUCUUCAAGAUUUGCUUGAAACAUUACCAGACGGUGGUCUCCCCUGGAUCCUGCACCUUUGGCAGCGUCAUCACUCCAGUCCUUGGAUCCAACACCUUCAGCAUCAAAGGGAUGGAAGGCUUCACCAACCCCAUCAGGUUGCCCUUUAACUUCACAUGGCCGAAAACUUUUUCACUGAUCGUCGAAGCCUUUCAUUCGCCUACAGACCUCAAUCCGCAAGAAAUGAAGAUCGGUCAGUUUACCAUCCAAAAACCUCUUAAUGUGGGGGAAGAAUGGUCAAGAGAUGUGCAGUCAGGAGACCCACAGAUCCAGCUAAGAUUUUCCUACAGAGUCGUCUGCAGUGAACAUUACUACGGAGAAAGCUGUUCAAGACUUUGCAAGCCCCGUGACGAUCGCUUUGGGCACUAUAAAUGUGAAACUGAUGGGAGAGUGUCCUGCCUCAAAGGGUGGAAAGGAGAAUACUGUGCAGAACCCAUUUGCCUGGAUGGGUGCAGUGAGCAGAACGGCUAUUGUAACAAACCUGGAGAAUGCACUUGUCGCCCAGGAUGGCAAGGUCGCUUCUGCAGUGAGUGCAUACCCCAUAAUGGCUGUCGACAUGGGACUUGCCAAGUUCAAUGGCAGUGUAUUUGUGACGAAGGCUGGGGUGGUCUUUUUUGUGACCAAGAUUUAAAUUACUGUACUCAUCAUAAACCCUGCAAAAACGGAGCAACCUGCACGAACACAGGACAGGGAAGCUACACCUGCUCUUGCCCUCCAGGUUUUAGUGGCGUCAACUGUGAAGACAAAAUAAGAGAAUGUGACAGCAACCCGUGCAGGAAUGGCGGCAGCUGUAGGGAUUUGGAGAACGGUUAUAGGUGUGAAUGUCCUCAGGGGUAUGAUGGAAUCUACUGUGAGAAAAGCAUUCUGAAUUGCGGAAACUCGCCGUGCUUUAAUGGUGGCACGUGCCGAGAGAGAGAAAUCGGGGCCAGCUACACCUGCCAUUGCCCUCUAGGCUUCACGGGCUCUAACUGCGAAAAGAAAGUUGACAAAUGCACAAGAAAUCCCUGCCUGAAUGGAGGACAGUGCUAUGAUUUUGGAAAAACACAGUUGUGCCGCUGCCGUCCUGGUUUUACUGGCCCCACCUGCGCAAUUAAUAUUGAUGACUGUGCAAAAAACCCAUGUUCUAAUGGAGGGAUCUGCACUGAUGCUGUCAAUGAUUAUUAUUGUGAAUGUCCACCAGGAUACAGAGGGAAAACCUGUAAUGUCGACGAAUGCAUUUUGCCUUGCAGGAAUGGAGGAACAUGUUAUAUUGGACCUUACGACAACAACUUUAGUUGUGAUUGUCCUCCUGGCUUCACGGGGAAUCUUUGUGAGAAUCCAGUAGAAUCCAAAGUAGAUUUUCCAUGGGUUGCAGUGUUCCUGGGUGCUGGAUUCGUGGGGGUUCUUGUCUUGCUCUGCAUGGUUAUAAUAACUUUUAGGCUUUUCCGUAAACAGCCCUUGCAUGAGACUAAAACAAUGAACAAUUUAUCUGAUUUCCAAAAAGAUAACUUGAUUCCAGCAUCACAGCUUAAGAAUAUCAACAAGAAGAAAGACCUGGAAGUGGACUGUGGCAUUGAGAAAUCGAACUACAAACUGAAAAAUCACACGUUAGACUGUAAUCUAACACACGGAAUGAAAGGCAAUGUCAGUAAUGGGAUCCGAAAAGAAAAUAAAUACCAUUACAGUGAGAAAUGUUUAGAAGAAGAGAAGUUUCCUCUUAGUUUUCACAGUGAUAAGCCAGAGUGUAGAAUAUCAACGAUAUGUUCCUCAAGAGAUUCAAUGUACCAGUCAAUUUAUGUAAUUGCAGAAGAACGGAACGAAUGUGUGAUAGCUACAGAGGUAUAAAACAUGAGUUGAAUAUCCAGAUAUUCACUGUGCAAGGUGUCUCCAAAAGGACAGCUAAGGAACGAGGCCUGCCGUGGAGCUCCGUUGUUUACAGAAAAGGGCUUUGGUGGACCGGAGGGGAUAUUUUUCUCACGCAACUUGCUGCUUUCAGAAGAUCGAAUAAUCUCAGCUGAAGGGUCAAAAACUGUGAACUUGCAGGAUGCAAAAAGACUUCAACCUUUAGCUCUGGAUUUUAGAAACCCGAUCGACUGAAUGUAAAAAAGAAACUGGAAAAAAAAAAAGAAACCCGAGCAAGACAUAAGUUAAUGUUAAAGACGUUUUACUGUUUAAGCUAGUUCUUAAAGUGUCCUUUGAGUUGUUUUUUUUACUCCAUGUCAUAAUGUAAAAUUGCAAAUGUGAGGUGCUGACAGCGAUGGAUGUUGGCAGCCAAUGCCAUAUGGAAUAUACAGUAUGCUUCAGGAUGUGGAUUCACAAUUGUUUAGCUAUGCAGAAUUUCAACUGUCAAUGUUGUCCUCCUGAGUUUUGAAGUGCCUAAAGCAUGUCCAAGAGUCUACAUUGUGUUGGCUAACGUUCACUGCUUUCCCAUGUAAUACCUGAACAGUAUUAAGCUAAGACAAUUGUUUUCACCAUACAUACACUAGCAAGAGGUUUUUGGAUGAACUGCUGUAAAGCAACAAGUGGAUAUUGCUGUUAAAGUUCUUGGGCAUUGCCCCCAAAAUGCUGUUUGGGCAGCAACCUUUAGUCAAAGCCUUACAUUGCGUACCAUGUCAAUCAAGCUGGACUCUUUUAAUAAUUCCUUUUGCACUACUUAUUGUGAUUAGAAGUAUAUUUUGUA
Molecule: messenger RNA, 3232 nt
Organism: Xenopus laevis (African clawed frog)
Lineage: Eukaryota; Metazoa; Chordata; Amphibia; Anura; Pipidae
Gene: dll4.S
Product: delta-like protein 4
Exons: 11
Coding region: 376-2397 (673 amino acids)
Source: RefSeq, a predicted model, not a curated record